This is a messenger RNA of Trifolium pratense (red clover), 1601 nucleotides long. RefSeq lists its product as uncharacterized. The record is from RefSeq and is a predicted model, not a curated record. The transcript has a single exon. NCBI's taxonomy places the organism in Eukaryota, Viridiplantae, Streptophyta, Magnoliopsida, Fabales, Fabaceae. Bases 211 to 1290 code for a protein of 359 amino acids.
ACCCACGGUAAAAUAAAAUCACAGCACACCACUCACAUAUGAAACCGAUUUUUGGCAUAAUCACUUCCAACAAGUAUCCCCUAAAUCUCUCUCCCCUAUUCAAUUUCUCAAUUCAAAUCUCUCCCAAACCAUAUCUCUAUAAAACUCUCUCUCCCUAUCCUAAAUCCAAACCAAACCUAAAAACUUAGGGUUUCUCCUUUCUCUUACACAAUGAAAGCUUCACUCAAAUUCCGUGAUGAACAAAAAAAACCACUAUUACGAGCCAAAAUUCCACUAAGCAUUUUAGGCGCACCAUUCCAAUCAGGAAUUGUAGCUGGCGAUUCAAAAGAACUUACACUUAAUCUCUCAACUUUCUUCCAAUCAGGUCCAUCUCUUAAACUCGCUUAUCGACCAAACGAUUCUCAAAACCCUUUCUCAUUAAUCGUUAAAACCGGAACCGGUUCAUUUGGUUCACCUUUUUCUAGCUCUAUGUUAAUGAGUUGUGAGUUUAAUUUACUAAACCGGAAUAAAACCGGUGGAGCGCAACCACUUUUUAUGCUUCAUUUUAAACCUAGGUUUGGUGAUUUUAGUUUUAAGAAAUCUCAGUCGUCGAUUUUAGAUGUUAAGAGUUAUGCUUUUAAUAAUCAAAACGGUGGCGUUUUAGGGAAAGAUGAUGCUGAGAUUGAGUUUGUUGAAUCUCCGGUGAAAUUUAAUUCGCCGGUGAUUGAGGCGUUUUCUGGUGGAAAGGUGCACAUUCCGAGUGCUGGUGCGAUUGCUGGUUUGUUUUCUGGUACUGAGGUUGCUGCGAGGACGGUUUUGCCGAUUAGGGGACGUGCAGCGGUGAAUUUUCGAUGGGGGGUUAGGGUUCCGGCGGAGAUUAAAGGGGAGAAUCAGAGUAGUUUUAAGAAGGUUCCGUUUCUUGUGAUGGAUAAGAUUGGGAUUGAACAUUUGCCGGCAGAGUGUGUGGAUUUGAAGAAAAGUAAGGUUCCGGCGAGUGGUGCUGAUGUGGCUGAUAUGUGUUUUGUGGUGAAGAGACAAAUGGAAAUUUUGCAGGCGGAGAAUGGAUUGCUUAAGAAUGCUGUGGAGGAUCUUCGGCGAGAAUUUGCUAGCGUACAGGUUGGAGGAGGUUCGGAGUUUGGUAAGUAUAGAGAGUUUGAGAGGAGUGGUGGGAAAGGGAAAAACUCUGAUGGGAGAAAAAAUGAGAAGAAAACCGGAUCGGAUUUUAAUGGAUAUCCUCCAAAAUCAACUGAGGCUGAUGCUAGCGAGGAAUUGAAGAAGGCAUUGAGGGGAGCUACCACUGUCGGAGUUUGAAUUCAGAAAAGAUGUAAUCCGCGUUAUGGUGCAGUCAAUUGUAGUUCGUUUGAAUUCGUCGAAUCGACAUUUUAUUUCACAAUUUUGUUCAUAAAUAUGUUUCUGGUGGAGUAGAAUUGUGUGUGUUUGUCCGUCACAAAUUUAUAGUUUAAGUUUAAGUUUUAGAACUGCAAAUUUGCUUAUUCAUUGUCAUGUAACUGAUGAUGAUAUAAAUAUGAUGAUUUGUGGUUGAUUUAUGGUAUUCAAAGCCUGUUCUUGUACUUAGUUUGUUGCAUUCAAGUUAUAAAUGAAAUAACAAAUGUUGGGCAGAA